AUGGAUUCUACAUUCAACAAAUUAGUUGAGAAUUUAUCAUUCCAAGUGGUGGCUGGACCUUGCAAUCAAAAUAUAUUUGACGAUAUAACUCCAAAAUCAGUAGGUACGCCGGUUAAUGUGAAAGUAAAAUUUCGUCAUAAGGAUGAUGUCCAUAGAGGAGUUAUAUCCGUUCCUAAAUUUGAGAACAUUAAAAUGUCUAAAAACUUACGGUUAAUUAAUAGUGAUCAAACUAUAUUGUCGUUUGAUUUUCUUAUGGAUAUGAAAUCAUCCGAAAGGCCUACUAAAAAGUCGCAAAAGAAGGUUUUCCAAAUUUUUAGACCAGGCAUCUGUUUAGGAUCCAAAAAUAACAAUGAUGAUGAGGAUGGAUAUCCAUACGUACCUCCUAUUGUAGAAAAUGAAAAUACGACAUUUAGCGCAACCAAAGUGAAUCUCAUGAAUAAUGGAAGAUGCUAUGGGUUAAAGAAAGAUACUGUACGCCAGCCGCUUGAUACUAAUCGAGCUCAAACAAUGUUUCUAGGAAAAUGUAAGCCAGGAGGAUGUCUUGAUCCCCCUUUCGGUGAAGAGAGAUAUGCUUAUGAACCAAUCUUAGUUAAGGAUGACAUUGUAAAAUACCAAUCCCUAGAUGACGUAGAAAAUUAUCAAGUAUCAAGUCGAUCUUACAAUGCGCAACUACGUUCAAGAAGUCCGCUGAUAGAAAAAGAUAAAGAUGUAGAAAGUAAUUUAUUUGAUGAGCUUCUUAUAACAUACCCAUCAAUCCAAAAUUGCAACAAUGACAAUCAAAACAUUUUAAGGACUAAUAAUACUAUAGAAAAUAGGUCAAUAAUAAGUGCUGAUACAUGUAUACAAUCAUACUAUAAACCACCUAGAAGUAAAGAAACUAGUAUAUCAAGUAACAUGGAAGGACAAGAGAUACAAAAAAUAAUAGAUAAUGAAAUGAAAAUAGAACAGACCAAUAUUAUUGCCACAAAUUUCAAAUCGCCUUCUAGGGAUAGUAUUUAUAUACAAACAGGCUGUCCAGCAGAACCUGUUCUACCCAAAAUGGUAAAUUUGUCUCCAAUCGAAAGUGGUUUAUCAUCUUUUGAAAAUAAUCUACAAUCUGACAAACAACAAAAUGUAGAACACAUUCAGGAAUAUUUGAGAGAUCAGAACAUUUCUAAGUUUGAGACUGGGGCUGGACAAAAUCAAGAGGAAAAUCUUUUACAAACACCAAAUACAUUUUCAUUGUUAAAAAAUUCACUUGAAAAAUCUUCUAUAACAAAUAAUAUACGUAUACCGGACGACAUAAAAACAUCUCCUGAGGUAAUUGAUAGUAUUCCAAAUAACAAAAACAAUAUACUAAAUGAAGCUCAAACAAACAAAAAACAAAGAGAUGAACAAAGCAUAAUUGUGAUUGCUCCAGUCAGGGAUCUUGAAGAAACAUUGACAAAUGAUGAUGAUGCUGAAUAUUUUCCAGAUUUUUAUGACGAAAAUGGAACUGAUCGCCCACCUAUUGAAUUUAGCGAGAGUUACAGCGAUACACAAUACAUCAAUCAGAAAAAUUACAUGGUUGACAAAUCCGAAAGUCAACUUUUUCUAACUAAUUUGCAAAAAAAAUCAUCAUCAAUACUUCAAGUUAAUAAAUUAGAAAUUAAAGAAGAUGAUACUUAUAACUUCAAAAGUAACCUUGCUAGCCAAAGCAAUAUUACAAAUAUAUCUUUGGGAUCUAAUCAAGUAAAUAAUUCAUCUACUCUUAUACUUGAGGACAGAAUCCGUAAUGUGGAAGAUUUUAAAAUUAAAAACGACGGUGAAAGAUCACAAAAAGUUUACGUUCUCAAUAUAUCACCAAAAAUAAGCGUAACGGACGACAAGGAGUCAAAUUUAAAAGAAAACAUAUUAUCCGACAAGGAUGUCGAGAAAAGUACAGUAAGAGAAGAAGCACACGGAAGCGUAACCAGUGUAAAUUAUAUUGGAAAAUCUUUUAAACCCAACCAAGAAUCAAUUCAAAAAAUUUCGUUUACAUCUAUAAGACAUAGUAUGCCAGAAAUUAUGUUCGACGAAACACUAGCCCAUUAUGUAGAAUCUACAACCCAAAUUACUACAUCACAAACCGUACCUGUUUCACCACAUAUAAUGGUUGAUUCUCCUCAUGCUACACCACACGAAUUGCAGAAAAGAUACGAUGAUGGUAAUCUUACUAUAAAAAGUUCAACACUUAAAAAUUAUUUGGAAGAUGAUAACAUAACGAAAACAAAAAUUUCAAACUUAUCUAAUUCUAGCAUAAAAACACCUCAAAAUAAGACGAUGUCUAAUAGUCGUGAAUCGAGUUUAAUUAAAUUUUCUGAAAAGUCUUUGAGUGAAAUCAUUAAUGACAAACAUGAAUCAAACAUAGAACAUUAUAAAAAAGAAAUUGAUAUGAUUAAUGAUUCUUUUAGAGACACUAAUAUAACACAACACAAUAAUUCUCAAAUUAUUGAAAUUUUCUCGAUUCCUGUAAUUACAGAUUCUAUUGAGAAAUUAAAUCAUGAUGGAACCAAAAAAGAUAAACUAUCGGAAAAAAAAUCCCAGGAAAAUAUGGAAAAACCAAAUACGUUUAAGACAGAAUUGGGUGAAGUAGUUACAACUAAAUUAAGUCAACAUUAUGAAACACUAAAUGACAUGAAAGAAAAUAAUGCUGAAGCAUUCAUAAAACCUCAGUUAAUACUUAAAAAUUACGCCAGUAUGGAAAACGGUUUCCAAAAAACGAGUAAACUUAAUAUAAUUUCUAAUGAAAAUAUUCAUGCACCGUUACCUAGCGCGAACAACAAUAAAACAAAUGAAGACACUAAAAAUGAUGAAAUCAAGUCUUUUUCUAUAAAAAAUGAAUCGAAGCACUUGGAAUUGAAACCGACGACAAAUACCAAUAGUUCAAAAGAUCGUUUAAAAUUACUUUAUAACAAUCCUAAUGACGAAUUUAACAAUAGCGAUGUAUUUCAACUUGAUUUUGCAUUGCAAUCUUAUGUUAUCAAUGACAAAGAAAGAGCUUUCAAAACAAUAGACUCGGCUACUGCAACUGACAACGAUAAACAAGAGCCUAUAUUAUUAUUUAAGUCAAAAUUACGAGUUAACGAAGACGAAAUGAAACUACCAAUAGAUCCGUACACGGAUUUUAUAGUUUUAUUAAAGAGGAAUAACCUUAUAAAAACAGAGGACGCAAAAAAAAUACUUUCUCGGGAGGCACUUCACUUUAAAAAGGAAAAACAUUAUGCGCGCGUUUUUAACGAGUUUCAAGAAACUAUGUCGAAGGUGUACGAACAGACUUUGAUUCCCGUACAAAACAUGUUAAAAACUUUGAAAGAAGAAGUUGACAUUUUAGCUCGUAACCAGAUUGUAAUCCGAGAAAUGUUGAGAAAUAAAUCGAAACCGACAAGGCUUAUAAACGUCAAUAGAAGAUGUUCAUGUUAUCGCAAGUGA
Molecule: messenger RNA, 3429 nt
Organism: Pieris macdunnoughi
Lineage: Eukaryota; Metazoa; Arthropoda; Insecta; Lepidoptera; Pieridae
Source: the annotation of a GenBank genome assembly